UUAUAUUAGUUUUUCUUCCGAAAUUUCACCAGCUCUUAUCAAAGAUAUGGGGCUUGAAUUAAUUAAAGAAUCUAUUUAUACUAAUGAUUAUCAGAAAAAAUAUAAUAUAUUGGAACAAGAAUAUUAUAAAUUAUUUAUCAAUAAUUGUAAGAAUAUUACAGAUUUUCGUUGGUGUACAACAUUACCCUUAUAUCAAUAUCCUGGAGCAUCAACUUGCUUUUCUCAACUCCGUACCCUUUAUAUUACAGAUAAUCAAAGUUGGAUUUCAGAUAAAUUAUUAGGAAUGUCGCAAAUUUGUCAAGAUAUUGAAAAUUUGGAAUUAUUGAAUUGUGAUAGAGAUACUCCAGGAUUAAUCAAAUUUAUUGAUAAUCAAAAAAAUUUACAAUCACUUCACUUAAAUAAUUACGUAAGUUGUGAAAUGGGAGGUAUACAAUUAAGUGAAACAAUAGAAAAAAAAGCAG
Messenger RNA from Rhizophagus irregularis DAOM 181602=DAOM 197198, 461 nucleotides. RefSeq lists its product as uncharacterized. The record is from RefSeq and is a predicted model, not a curated record. NCBI's taxonomy places the organism in Eukaryota, Fungi, Glomeromycota, Glomeromycetes, Glomerales, Glomeraceae.